Messenger RNA from Solanum pennellii, 1412 nucleotides. Its product is annotated as oxysterol-binding protein-related protein 4C. Gene Ontology annotation, cellular component: cytosol; membrane; intracellular membrane-bounded organelle. The transcript is spliced from 7 exons. Lineage: Eukaryota; Viridiplantae; Streptophyta; Magnoliopsida; Solanales; Solanaceae. Bases 128 to 1279 code for a protein of 383 amino acids. The record is from RefSeq and is a predicted model, not a curated record. Gene Ontology annotation, molecular function: sterol binding.
CCUGCACUUCAAAACCCAUAUAAACCUCUCAUUUUUUGCUUUUUUUGUUAAAUUCACUUCACAUAAUUUUUCUCUCUCUAACACAACAACAACUAUUUCUUAGCCAACUUCUUCUCAUCAUCUUUCAAUGGUUAUAGAAAGAGAGGUGGGGCCUAGGGUUUUUCUAACAGCACCUUUAUCAUUGGAGGAGGAAUCAGAUGUGGCUGACUACAGAGCACCUAAUCUGCUCCAACGAAUUUUAAGCCUUUUCAGCAGUGUACGGCCAGGAUCUGAUCUCACACGUAUUCAGCUACCUCCAUUAUUCAACCUCCCAAAAUCACAGCUACAAUGUUAUGGGGAAUCAGUGUAUUGUAUCAACAAUGACAUGUUAAGCAAGUGUGGAAAAGGGGAGAAUUCACUUGAAAGGUUGAAAUCAGUGGUGGGUUGGAGCAUAUCCACUUUGAGGCCUUUGAUGUUUGGUGUGGCUCCAUAUAAUCCUAUUCUUGGUGAGACUCAUCAUGUCUCCAAAGCCUCUCUCAAUGUUCUCUUGGAACAGGUGUCCCACCAUCCACCAGUGACUGCUCUUCAUGCAACUGAUGACAAAGAGAAUAUUGAAAUGAUAUGGUGCCAUAAUCCUGUCCCAAAGUUCUAUGGUACAAAAAUUGAAACCGAGGUACAUGGAAAAAAGGUGUUGAGGCUUCUAAAUAAACAAGAAAAUUAUGUAAUGAAUUCACCAAAAUUGGUGAUUAAACUCCUUCCAUAUCCUGGUGUUGAUUGGAUUGGAAAUGUAACAAUUAAGUGUGAAGAAAGUGAUCUUCAAGCUGAUUUAUGUUACAAAGGAGCUUCUUUGUUAAGCAACAAAGGAUAUAGAUCAAUUAAAGGCAAGAUUUUUGUUACUUCAACUUCAAAGACAAUUUGUGAGAUCAAUGGACAUUGGGAUAGAAGUGUGACAACUAAGGAUAUAAGCACAGGAAAAGUGAAUGAGAUUUACAAUGCAAAGGAAUCUCUAUCUGGAAUGAAGACUCCAAUUGUGAAAGAUCCAAAGGUUGUUAUGCCAAGUGAAUCAACAUUUGUAUGGGCAGAAGUGAGUCAAUCAAUCCUAACAAGAAAUUGGGAUAAAGCAAAGCAAUCAAAGGCAAUAAUUGAAGAAAAAGAAAGAGAAUUUGCAAAAGAAAGAAAAUCCAAAUCUGAAAAUUGGAUUCCAAAACAUUUUAGAGUAUCAUAUAGUAAGGAAUUAGGGUGGGAGUCCACACCAAAUGAGAGGUGGGUCCCACAAGCUCCAAUUAUUGUUCCUACUUGAUCAACUUGUAAUUAGUAGAAUUUUUUAAAAUAAUAAUUUUAGGUCAUUUUACAUCAUUAAAUUCAUUUGUUCUAUUUAUGUAGAUGUAGUUGUAUUCCUAGAAAUUGUCAAUGGCUAAUUCUCUCACUCUUAA